UUGGGAAGGAAGGAGGACAUAGAUAGAGUACCUUCCCCACUGCCCGCUCUUGCAGCGUCUGAGGGAUCACCAGCUGGGCUGGUGCAGGCUAAGGGCAUUUGAUUAGGGGUGCAGAAAACGGCAAGAAAAUGCAAUGGAGCCCAGGGUGAUGUACGUGGUUAUGUUAAUCUCCUCAACAACCCUGUGAGGGAGAAGCACCCCUGGACACUAGCUGGAAUCAUAUUUCUGUCUCCAGAGUAUCCUAAUUUACAAGCAGAGUUUCCUGUUGGGUUUGCUCAGCUUAAUAGCUCAGCACAUCUGGAGAGUUUCUGCCUUCAGAGAAGACCAGGAUGGCAGAGCAAGGCUCAGCUGGCUCUAAAGCAGAAAGUGUCCCUGGUGCCCUCCAGAGUAGGAAAAGUGGGGUAUUCUGGGGCAAAGCUGUGCAGAAGAUCCUGGGUGAGGACACCAGCAGCUCAGAUGUACAGCGCCAGUGCUUCAGACAGUUCAGCUACCAGGAGGCCAAGGAGCCCCGAGAGGUUUGCAGCCGACUCCAUGCUCUUUGCCACCAGUGGCUGAAGCCAGAGAGACACACGAAAGUUCAGAUGCUGGACCUGGUGAUCCUGGAGCAGUUCCUGACCAUCCUGCCCCCAGAGAUGGAGAGCUGUGUUUCAGAACUUGUGUCUACACUGGAAAAAGAGAUCCAUACAGCUGUAAAGAAGAUGCUGGGAGAUGCUGGCCCUGAAGCAGGAAGGGAUGCUGAUGGAACUGAGGUUGGGAACAGUGAGGGAUUCUGGGAAAGAACCGCUCAGAAGAUCUUGGAUGAGGACACCAUCAGCUCAGAUGAACAGUGCCAGCGCUUCAGGCGGUUCUGCUACCAGGAGGCUGAGGGGCCCCAAGAGGUUUGCUGCCAACUUCAUGCCCUUUGCCAUCAGUGGCUGAAACCAGAAAGACACACAAAAGCUCAGAUCCUGGACCUGGUGAUCCUGGAGCAGUUCCUGGCCGUCCUGCCCCUGGAGAUGGAGAGCUGGGUCAGAGAGUGUGGAGCAGAGACCAGUUCCCAGGCAGUGGCCCUGGCAGAAGGUUUCCUCCUGAGCCAGGCAGAGGCCAAGAGGCAGGAAGAGCAGCAGGUGCAGGACAUAUUGGCAGGAAUGGCCAGAAAUCUGUCCAACUUGGAGAAAGCUCCAGAGACGCUGCUUCCCAGGGGCGUUGUGCAGAAAGGUGGUGCAGGUGCUACUUUGCCAGGUGGUGAGACAUCAAUGGCGAAUAGUUCCAGGCCUUCUCUUCUUUCUAAUGGAGGGGAGCCUGCGGUUGUGCAGUUGGACCAGGCAAGGGAAGAAUCAUUGGGGAGUCUGAUGAUAUUUGAGAAGGUGGCUGUGUAUUUCACAGAGGAGGAGUGGACUCUGCUGGAUCCAGGCCAAAGGGCUCUGCACAGGGAAGUUAUGGAGGAGAAUUGGGGAAACCUGACCUCUCUGGGGCUUCUGGCUCCCAAACUUGACCUCAUCAGAUGGCUGGAAGAGAGAAAAGAUGCAUUUGUUAAGGAAGAGGAGAGCUCGGCGGGUCGUUGUGGGGCAGACCCUUUGCCAGAGACUGAACUCAUCCAUUGGAUGGAGGGCAGGGAAGAUGCAUUUGUCAAGGAAGAAGAGAGAUCAGCAAGUUGCUGUGGGGAGAUUGAACUUGUCACCUGGCUGGAGGACAGGGAAGAUGCGUUUGUUGAGGACCUGGAGGAAGAAGAGAGUUCAGCAGGUGGCAGGAAAGAGAGUGAGGAAGAGGGUGAAAGGCAGAGGAGAUUAACUGAAGCCAAGCAGAAGGGAAGAAAAGAAGCCCUUGUUCCAGAAGGUUCUAACUUCCAUCAAAUUCCAAGCCAAGAAGGAAACGAGAGGGAUACGCUUCCUCAAUAUGCAAAAACCUCAACUAGUGAAUCAAACCUCGGCACACCUCAAAGAGUGCACCAUGGGGAAGAACCGUUUAAAUGCUUAGAGUGCGGAAAGAGCUUCAGUCACUGGUUAUACUUCACUAGACAUCAAAGGAUCCACACAGGAGAGAGGCUGUUUCCAUGCUCAGUGUGUGGAAAGAAUUUCAGGCAGAGCACACAGCUUAUUACUCAUCAAAGAAUCCACACAGGGGAGAAACCAUUCCUAUGCUCAGAGUGUGGAAAGAGCUUCAAUUAUUGGACAAACUAUACUAGGCAUAAGAAAAUCCACACAGGAGAGAAGCCGUUUCCAUGUGUAGAGUGUGGAAAGUGUUUCAGGGAGAGCAUAGAACUGAUUGCACAUCAAAGAAUCCAUACAGGGGAAAAACCAUUUCCAUGCCCAGAGUGUGGAAAGAGCUUCAGGAGGCGCUCACACCUUGCUUCCCAUCAAGUAACCCACACAGGGGAGAAACCACAUAAAUGCUCAGAGUGUGGCAAGAACUUCAGUCACAGCAACGGCCUUAUAUACCACAAAAGCACUCACACAGGAGAGAAACCAUAUAAAUGCUUAGACUGUGGAAACAGCUUCGGUCAUAGGGUAGCCCUUAUCUCACAUCAACGAGUUCACACAGGGGAGAAGCCAUUUGUAUGCUCAGAGUGCGGAAAGAGCUUCAGUCAUAGCAGUAGCCUUACUUAUCACAAAAGAAUUCACACAGGAGAGAAACCCUUCAAGUGCUUGGAAUGUGGGAAGAGCUUUCGUCGGAGUGAAGAUUUUAGCUCGCAUCUAAUACUCCACACAGGAGAGAAUCCAUUUACAUGCUCAGAGUGUGGAAAGCAGUUUCGUCACAGGAAAUCGCUUAACUUUCACCACAGAAUCCACACAGGGGAGAAGUCAUUUGCAUGUUUAGACUGUGGAAAGUUUUUCUUUCAGAGCAGUAGGCUUGCUAAUCAUCAAAGAAUCCACACAGGGGAGAAGCCAUUUGUGUGCUCAGAGUGUGGAAAGAGUUUCUCUCGGAGCAGUAGCCUUAGUAUUCACCAAAGAAUCCACACAGGGGAGAAGCCAUUUGCAUGCUCAGAGUGCGGAAAAGGAUUCAGCCAGAGAAUACACCUUACUAAUCAUCAAAGAGUCCACACUGGGGAGAAACCAUUUACAUGCUUGGAAUGUGGAAAGAGCUUCAGCCGCAGCCCACAUCUUACUAGUCAUCAAAGAAUCCACAUUGGAGAGAAACCAUUUAAUUGCUCAGAAUGAGGAAAGAGUAUUAGUCAGAGUAGAAACGGAGUCGGGACCUCCUCCUCCUCCUUUUGUCCAGCGGUGCCCAUUCCUGGGCAGGCGGAUCUGGCCACGUGUAAAAAACACUUCUUGUCCCCAGAGAGCCAGAGUUUGCAGGCAGAGAAACGUGUUGAAUUUCCAGGGCUGAACAGCUGCAAAGUCGGGUGGGCUUUGCCUUCAGGGGUCAGGAUGGAGGAGCAUGUCUCUGCUGGUCCUAAAGGAGGAGGAAGCCCUGAUCCUGACGCGGCUAGGAGCACUAGGUGGUUCUGUGGCAAAAUGGAGCAGAAGAUGCUGGGAGGGGACAUCCCCAUCUCAGAGACACAGCACCAGCUCUUCAGGCAGUUCCAUUCCCAGGAGGCCAAGGGGCCCCGUGAGGUUUGCAGCCAACUCCAUAGCCUUUGCUGUCAGUGGCUGAAGCCAGAGAGAAACACGAAAGCUCAGAUGCUGGACCUGGUGAUCCUGGAGCAGUUCCUGAGUGUCCUGCCGCCAGAGGUGGAGAGCUGGAUCAGAGAAUGUGGAGCAGAGACCAGUUCCCAGGCAGUGGCCCUGGCAGAAGGUUUUCUCCUGAGCCAGGCAGAGGCCAAGAGGCAGGAAGAGCAACAGGUGCAGGGGAUAUUGGCAGGAAUAGCCACAGAUUUGUCCUACUUGGGGAAGGCUCCAGAGGUGCUACUUUCCAGGGGGAUUGUGCAGGAUAAUGGCACAGGAAGCAUCUCACCAGCCUCUCGGACUGAGCUGCAGCAACUAGAGGGAUGCGAAGGAAGUCCUCUCCUGGUGACCUCAGAGGUGCAAGGGGGAACAUGUGGAAGGCGGCAACCUCUGAGGGAGGCAGGUGGUGGAACAAUGUUGGUGAAUUGUUCGGGGGAUUGUCCUCUUUCUGCUGCAGGGGAACCAGCGGCUGUGCAGUUGAACCAGAGUCUGAUGAUCUUUGAGAAGGUGGCUGUGUAUUUCACAGAGGAAGAGUGGGCUCUGCUGGAUCCAGGACAAAGGGCUCUGCACAGGGAAGUCAUGGAGGAGAACUGGGGGGACGUGGCCUCUCUGGGGCUCCUGGUUCCCAAAUGUGACCUUGUCAGCCGGCUGGAAGGCAGGAAAGAUGCAUCUGUCAAGGAAGAAGAGAGAUCUGCAGGUGAUAGGAAGAAGAAUGAGGAAGAGCAUGAAAAACAGAGGAGGAGAACUGAAGCCAAGCAGAAGGGGAGAAAGGAAGCCCUUCUUCCAGAAGGCCCUGACUUCCAUGAAAUUCCAAGCCAAGAAGGAAAUAAGAGGGAUACAUUUGCAAACUAUGGAAAAACCUUAACUAGUGAAUCAAACCUUGGUACACCUCAAAGAGUACAGAGUGGGAGAGAACCAUUUAUAUGUUCAGAUUGUGGAAGGAGCUUCAGUCAGCAGAUGUACUUAACAAGACAUCAAAGGAUCCACAUGGGAGAGAAGCCAUUUCAAUGUACAGAGUGUGGAAAGAAUUUCAGGCACAGCACACAACUUAUUGCUCAUCAAAGAAUCCACACAGGGGAGAAACCAUUUCUAUGUUUAGAGUGCGGAAAGAGCUUCAAUUAUCGGACAAAUUUUACUAGGCAUAAAAAAAUCCACACGGGAGAGAAGCCAUUUCCAUGUGCAGAGUGCGGAAAGAAUUUCAGGCAGAGGAUAGAGCUGGUUGCACAUCAAAGAAUCCACACAGGGGAGAAACCACACAAAUGCUCAGAGUGUGGAAAGAGCUUCAGGAGGAGCUCACACCUUGCUUCCCAUCAAGGAACUCACACAGGGGAGAAACCACAUAAAUGCUCAGAUUGCGGAAAGAACUUUAGUCAUAGCAGUAGCCUUAUUUACCACAAAAGCACUCACACAGGAGAGAAACCGUUUAAAUGCUUAGAUUGUGGAAAUAGCUUCAAUCAGAGUGUAGCCCUUAUCUCACAUCGAAGAGUUCACACAGGGGAGAAGCCAUUUGUGUGCUCUGAGUGUGGAAAGAGCUUCAGUCACAGCAGUAGCCUUACUUAUCACAAAAGAAUUCACACAGGAGAGAAACCAUUUAAAUGCUUAGAAUGUGGGAAGAGCUUCCGUCAGAGUGUAGCCCUUAGCUCACAUCGAAUAGUCCACACACGAGAUAAACCAUUUACAUGCUCAGAGUGUGGAAAGCAGUUUCGUCACAGGAAAUCCCUUAAUUUACACCACCGAAUCCACACAGGGGAGAAUCCAUAUCCAUGCUCAGAGUGUGGAAAGAGCUUCAGUCAGAGCAGUAGGCUUGCUAAUCAUCAAAGAAUCCACACAGGGGAGAAGCCAUUUGUGUGCUCAGAGUGUGGAAAGAGUUUCUCUCAGAGCAGCAGUCUUACUCUUCAUCAAAGAAUCCACACAGGCGAGAAGCCAUUUGCAUGCUCAGAGUGUGGAAAGAGUUUCAGCCGCAGCACACAUCUUACUAGUCAUCAGAGAGUCCACACUGGGGAGAAGCCUUUUACAUGCUCAGAGUGUGGAAAGGGUUUCAGCGCAGGACACAUCUUAUUAGUCAUCAAAGAGUCCACACUGGGGAGAAACAAUUUACAUGCUCAGAAUGAGGAAAGAAUUUUAGUCAGUGGUUUCAUCUUACUACACAUCAGAGAGGCCACACAGUGGAGAAACCUUAUAAAUGCCUAAAGUGUGGAAAGAAUUUCAGUCAGAAGAAGAACCUGAUUACUUACUCGUUGUAGUGCGGGUUCCCCCCCCGCACCGAUCGAAUGCAGUUAUUUGAAUUUAUGUUAUGAUUUUUAUUUCUCUCAGCAUUCCUUUAUUUCAUUGCCAUCAUUUAAAGUAUCUGUAUGGAUAUACAGGAUCUCAGGAUCUAAGUACAUAAAGGUCUUCUGAGGCAAUGCAUUGUUGUAGGCAUGGGGGCACAGACUAAGACUCACAGAUUCUUUAAAAUGAAAAAGAAAAUUGAAGUUUGUUCAUUUUAAAUUCUGAUGUUAGCUUGGUUCUCUACUUAGAAAGUGGGGUAAUUUACUUGCUUAGUUACAGGACUGUUGUUUUGACUGUUACAGAAUAUUUUAAUUCGCGUCAGGCAUAUACAGCUUUUAAAAACUUUCUUUCCACAUCUCAUAAAGCUGGUCUACUUUAAAUAACGGCCCAUUUGACUCACGAGUAUACCCCUUAGGUUCUGGCCUCACUGCUGUACAUCAGAAACAUUUGCACAGUGAACCUUCAGUCCCAACUGCUAAUUCAACAACUGAGCUCUAACUGCUUUCUAACGGAACAUUAUUAAACUGCCCCCCCCAACACACUAAACAUUCUUUAAACAUACAUGAAACCUCAUCUCAUCACACUAAUCAAAGAGGCAAGAGGGUUUAAAAUCUUCAGCAUGGAGAAAGGGAUUUCAUCGCAGGGUAAAGAAAUCUAGAGAAUUAACGGGAGAGAGUCCUAAAAAUUGUCAGCCAUGGCUGAAGUGGGGAAAGAGGUUGAGAUGAAGUGCAGAUCUACAUCCAAUGAUUGGCAUGCAGACAGCAUCAUAGAAAUAAUUAAAGGCUUUUCUGAGUAUUUCAGCCCUAAUAACAGACACAGAAUUUGUGCAGAGGAGAAACUGUAUAAAUGCUUAAAAUGUGGGGGAAACUUCCACCAUCACAGAGAAUGAAUAAGUGUGUGGAAAGCAACUUUCAAGGGGAACUAACAUCUUGCAAGGUGUGUGAGGCAUCUAGUGAAUCAGGGUCUGGUCACCUGUGUGGAAUAAACCUUGCUUCCUAAGGAUGAGACACAUCCCCACUCUGCUGGGGAAAGAUCGCCUCAUCUUGAAGAGGAUUUCAUACCGCUGGGAUUAGAAGGAUUUGGAAGUUCUGGGAAUGCAUUCAAAAUUUAAGCAUCAGCACAAAUAAGGAGGUUGAGCUCUAAAAUGUUUGGGUUUCUUGGCACAACUGCAUUGUAUCCUAUGAGCCAUAGAUUCCCCACUUAAGCUCGACAUUUGCAUCUUUCACUGAUGUAUUUUGGGUGACCGGCAUGCUCUUCCAUGCAGAAUAGUAGAGAUGUUUUUUCUUUCCUCAUUUUUAAGCUGGGGAAGGUAAAAGUAAAGGUAUGCUGUCAAGUCGGUGUUGACUCCUGGCAACCACAGAGCCCUGUGGUUUUCUUUGGUAGAAUACAGGAGGGUUUUACCAUUGCCUCCUCCCACACAGUAUGAGAUGAUGCCUUUCUGUCACUGCUGCCCGAUAUAGGUGUUUCCCAUAGUCUGGGAAACAUACCAGCAGGGAUUCAAACCGGCAACCUCUUGCUUGCUAGUCAAGUCAUUUCCCUGCUGUGCCAUUAGGUGGCUAAGCUGGGAAAACAGAUACCUUAUUUAUUGACUGGGUUUUUAAUGUAUUUUCAAAGGCUUGUACUGUAUCCUGAUUUUUUCUCAAAUACGAACAAAAACAGCUAAUAAUAUAUUCUUUUAUAAGGAACAUUACAACAAAAUUGAAAAGAAAACAGAAGAGCAGAAACAAAAACAAUCUCAAAUGAACACAAUCCAAUCCAGCCAUGAGAUGACUAAUUAAAUGCCAAAUGAUUGCAUUUCAUGGUAUACAUUUGUAUUUCAUCUGUAGAGAAGUUAAUAAAGCGUUCCCAUUUUGUUGAGAA
Molecule: messenger RNA, 7712 nt
Organism: Hemicordylus capensis (graceful crag lizard)
Lineage: Eukaryota; Metazoa; Chordata; Lepidosauria; Squamata; Cordylidae
Biological process (GO): regulation of transcription by RNA polymerase II
Molecular function (GO): RNA polymerase II cis-regulatory region sequence-specific DNA binding; DNA-binding transcription factor activity, RNA polymerase II-specific
Source: RefSeq, a predicted model, not a curated record